AUGAUAUGGCUCAAGAACUCAACAGACUGCUUGCCGAAUGAGCAUUUCUCGCUUCGAGCAUCUGAUGACCAGCGCUGUUUUUAUUGCUUAGAGCUCCUUUUUGUGGACUGGUCAGUUAAUCUCAUGGACACCGAGUUUUUGCGAAUAGUAGGCCACUGGUAG
This is a messenger RNA of Plasmopara halstedii, 162 nucleotides long. RefSeq lists its product as uncharacterized. Bases 1 to 162 code for a protein of 53 amino acids. The transcript is spliced from 2 exons. NCBI's taxonomy places the organism in Eukaryota, Oomycota, Peronosporomycetes, Peronosporales, Peronosporaceae. The record is from RefSeq and is a predicted model, not a curated record.